AUCAGUUCCAACGGUUUCUUCGUACAGCUAAGUAGUCUCAUCCUUUCCCAUAGACCACACAUUUAAACAUCUGAGCAAAAUGAAACUCUUCGUUGUCGCCACUCUUGCCUUGGUCGCCUUUGCUUCGGCCGAUGUCAGCCAUUUGUCAAGGACGUACUUGCCACCAUCCUACUCUUCGGGUGGUGUCGGCGGUGGUUCAUACUCAUCGGGUGGUAUCGGUGGUGGUUCAUACUCAUCGGGUGGUAUCGCUGGCGGUUCUUACUCAUCAGGUGGUGCUGGUGGUUCAUACUCAUCAGGUGGUGCUGGAGGUUCAUACUCCUCUGGUGGUUCAUACUCAUCAGGCGGUGCUGCUGGUCCAUCCAACGAAUACUUGCCACCUGUACAAAGCUACUCGCCACCUGCUCCAGUCUACUCUGCCCCAGCUCCAGCUCCAGUUUACUCUGCCCCAGCACCAGCUCCAGUUUACUCUGCUCCAGCUCCAGCUCCAGUCUACUCUGCCCCAGCUCCAGCACCAGUUUACUCAGCUCCUGCUCCAGCUCCAGUUUACUCUGCACCGGCACCAGCACCAAUCUUCUCCUCAGGCGGUAGCGGUGGCUCUUACUCCAGCGGCGGUUCAUACUCGAGCGGUGGUUCUUCAGGAUACUCUGGCCCAUCCAACACCUAUCUGGCUCCAGCUGCUCCAAGCUACUCAUCAGGUGGUUCUUACUCAUCUGGUGGAUCUGCUGGUCUCUCUGGCCUUUCUGCCGGUGGCUCUUACUCCAGCGGUGGUUCGUACUCGAGCGGUGGCUCUUCAGGAUACUCUGGCCCAUCCAACACCUAUGUGGCUCCAGCUGCUCCAAGCUACUCAUCAGGUGGUUCUUACUCAUCUGGUGGCUCAGCUGGUCUCUCUGGCCUUUCUGCUGGUGGCUCUUACUCCAGCGGUGGUUCAUACUCGAGCGGUGGUUCUUCGGGAUUAUCUGGCCCAUCUAACACUUACUUGGCUCCAGCUGCCCCAAGCUACUCAUCGGGUGGUUCAUCCUACUCGUCGGGCGGUUCAUCCUACUCGUCGGGUGGUUCAUCGUACUCUGGCGGCGAUGUUGGUACACAAUAUGCUUCCAACGGUGGUUAUGUCUACAAAAAGAAGAAACUCUUCGUUGUAGUCACUCUUGCGUUGGUCGCCAUCGCUUCGGCUGAUGUCAGCCAUUUGUCGAGAUCAUACCUAUCACCUAGCCAGGGUGGACACAGUCAGGGACAGAGCCAUGGUCCCGCUUCGGCUCCAAUAGUUGAAUACUUGGCACCCUCUACAAAUUAUGGUGGUCCAUCCUACUCUUCGGGUGGUGCUGGCGGUUCUUACUCUUCAGGUGGUGCUGGUGGCUCUUACUCUUUAGGCGGCGCUGGUGGUUCCUACACUUCAGGUGGUGCUGCUGGUCCGUCCAACGAAUACUUACCACCUGUACAAAGCUACUCACCACCUGCUCCAGUGUACUCUGCACCAGCUCCAGCCCCAAUCUAUUCUGGCCCAUCAUACUCCUUAGGAGGUAGCGGAGGCGGAUACUCGAGCGGCGGUGCUGGCGGUUAUUCAAGCGGUGGUGUCGUUGGUACUGGCGGUUACUCCAGCGGCGGUUCUUACUCUAAUGGUGGUUCUGGUGGGUCUUACUCUUCAGAUGGUGCUGGUGGCUCUUACUCUUCAGGCGGCGUUGGUGGUUCUUACACUUCAGGUGGUGCUGGCGGUUCUUACUCUUCAGGCGGUGCUGGCGGUUCUUACACUUCAGGUGGUGCUGCUGGCGGUAACGGAGGCGGAUACUCGAGCGGCGGUGCUGGCGGUUAUUCAAGCGGUGGUGUCGUUGGUGCUGGUGGAUACUCCAGCGGCGGAACUGGUGGUUACUCAAGCGGUGGAGCUGGUGGUUACUCUAGCGGCGGAACUGGUGGUUACUCAAGCGGCGGUACCAGUGGCUAUUCUAGCGGCGGUGCUGGCGGAUACUCAUAUGGUGGAGUUAGCGGUGCCGGUGGUUACUCUAGCGGCGGUGCUGGUGGUUACUCAAGCGGUGGAGCUGGUGGUUACUCUAGCGGCGGAACUGGUGGUUACUCAAGCGGCGGUGUUGGCGGUUACUCGAGUGGCGGUGUUGGCAGUUAUUCUAGCGGUGGUGCCGGUGGCUCUUACUACAACAGCGGUGCUGGUGGUUACUCCAGCGGUCGUGCUUCUGGCCCAUCAUACUCUGGCGGCAAUGCUGGCACCCAUAUCGCCGAUGUCAGCCUUUUGAGUCGCGCAUAUUUGCCACCCCACCAUAGUAAACCACAUGCAAUUGAACCUGCAAAGCCGCACCAACCACAAGUGCAACAUGUUGCAGUUCCACACGAGCAACCGGAUAUUAUAUUACUCGACGAGUCGGCCAAUGGCAACUCACAUGCUCUAAGGGAUGUCGAGCAAUCGCUGGAUAAAGAUCCCAUUACAAUAGCAAAGCAAAGUUUCACAGAUGAUAACGCCUCCAGUGAAUCCGUAAGCGAUCCAUUCUUUCAACCUGGUAUUGGUGGCUUUCCAGGCGCUGGAUUUCCACCCAGCUUUGUUGGACCACUAUAUCCGGGACAAGGUUUUACAGGAGCUGGCUUCCCGGGACAGGGUUUCCCUGGACAAGGCUUUCAGGGUGCUGGCUUCUCGGGACAAGGUUUCCCUGGACAAGGUUUUCCUGGCGCAGGCUUCCCGUCACAGGGCUUGCCAGGACAAGGCUUCCCUGGACAAGGAUUUCCGGGACAAGGAUUUCCGAGUGCAGGUUUUCCAGGACAGGGUUUUUCGGGAGCUGGCUUUCCUGGACAGGGUUUCCCUAGCCAAGGCUUCCCAGGACAGGGCUUCCCAGGACAGGGCUUUCCUGGACAGGGUUUUCCUGGCCAAGGCUUCCCUGGACAAGGCUUUCCUGGACAGGGUUUCUCCGGCCAAGGCUUUCCAGGACAGGGCUUUCCGGGAGCCGGUUUUCCAGGACAAGGCUUUCCCGGCCAAAUCUUCCCAUCACAAGCGGGCGGUUUUCCAGGCUUACCUUACCAAACAGCUUCACAGCAACAGUCCGGCGGCGAUUUCAACAAACCACAGCCCGUAGACGGUCUUAACCCUCGUAUGCAAGCAACGCCCAUAGCCAGCGAUACAAAUUUUUUUGCAAUUCUCAGCAUAUUGCUGGUAGCCAGCCAAAUAGUUAACGCCGACGUUAGCCAUCUCUCUAAUAACCAGUAUCUACCACCCAGUCAAGAUGCGCAACACGUUUCCGUCGAUACCGCUAUUGCACCAUAUCAACCACCGGCUCAACAACAACAAGAGCAGCAGCAAUACCAGCACCCUCCAAAAAGCUUCCUACCUAGCGGAGUUGAGAUUAUUAGAUCAAUUCCCAUCGCCAGCUUUUCGUUAAGCAACACUGUGCCAACACAACAGACAAGCUAUGCGCAAGCUCCAGUUUAUGCUUCUGGCCAAUCUCAUGCUCAAAGUGGAACUGGCUCUGAUAACAAUCAAGCGCCACAAAACAACAACUAUCAGACACCACAAAGCAACUAUCAGGCACCACAGAGUAACUAUCAGCCACAAAAACAGCAACAGUCAGGAUCUCAGCACCCUGUUGGGCAACAAAACGAUGGCUCUUACAACUACGGUUCACCUGCAGUAGCACCAGCGCCAGCUCCAGCAGCGGCUCCAGUACAGCAAUCUUACGCUGCCCGUGCACUUUUACCGGCUCCUGCGCCAGCACCAGCCCCUCAACAUCACUCAGCCCAACAAAAUGAUGGCUCUUACAACUACGGCUCACCAGCAGCAGCACCAGUACCGGCAUCAGCUCCAAUACACCAAUCUUAUGCUGCCCCUGUUCCAGCUCCCACACCUCAGCAAUCAUACGCUGCUCCAACUCCAAUAGAACAAACCUACGCCGCUCCUGCUCUAGCUCCAGCUCCAGCUCCAGCUCCUCAAUAUAGUUUCGGACAACAAAAUGAUGGUUCUUAUAAGUACGGUUCUCCAGCACCAGCGCCUGAACAGCAAACGUACGCAUCACCUGCACUAGCACCGGCUCCAGCACCAGCUCCUGUGCACCAAGCACAGUUGUCAGGCUCCUCUUUUUCUUCAAGCGGGCAGCAAAAUGAUGAUUCUUACAAUAUUGGUGCCCCAUCACCCGUAGCAACACCCAUUAAAAAUUAUGUGUCACCAACUCACUCUGCAGCACCAAGCCCAUCUUAUUCUGGUGAAGAUCAACAAAGCUAUUCGGCACCUGCACCAGCACCAACACCGGCAGCACCUUCGUAUUCGGCACCACCUCAACUAUCUUAUUCAGCUCCAGCGGCACCUUCGCACGAAUACCUUCCACCAGCUUCAGCACUUGCCCCAACACCAGAGCAAGUUAACUACUCAUCUCCAGCUCCAGCACCCGCUUCUGUACCUGCACCCGCACCGCAAUCUUACUCGGCCCCAGCUCCAACCCCACAAGUUUCCAACGAAUACCUGCCUCCCGCUCCACAGCCGGGUAGCUACAACCCCUCACCACAGCAAUCCUAUUCUGCACCCCCUCAACAAUCUUUCUCUGCACCUGCCAAGCAGAAUUAUGCACCGGCCCCACAAGUUUCAAAGGAAUAUCUUCCACCUAUAUCAGCACCCGCACCACAAACUUAUUCAGUUCCACAGCAGGAAAUUCCAGCAGAGACAGUGCAUGAACAUGGACACAAACAAUCUGAGGGAGAUGGCUUAAGACAAACUGUGGUACAAAACUCCUCAGGUGAUCAGGGAGAAAGUAUUGUUGCAGCUCCAACUCCAAACCAGCAAACUUACGAAGCUCCUGCCCCAGCCCCUGCUCCUGAGUAUUUACCACCGCAACAAUCUUACUCGGCUCCGGCUCAACAGUCAUACUCGGCUCCGGCUCAACAGUCAUACUCGGCUCCGGGUCAACAGUCCUACUCGGCUCCGGCUCAACAGUCUUACUCGGCUCCGGGUCAACAGUCUUACUCGGCUCCGGCUCAGCAAUCUUAUUCGGCUCCAGUUCAGCAAUCCUACUCAACGCCAGCGCUACAGUCAUACUCGGCUCCCGCCCCAGCGCCAAUAAAUCAACAAUUCUUACCUCCAGUACCCGAAAAACAACCAUCAUUCACCGCAGUACAGGGUAACCAAGACUAUUCUUCUCCCUCAAAAGGUCCUGCUCAACAAUCGUAUUCGGCACCAGCACAAGAGUCUUACUCUGGACAAGCUCCAGCUCCUGUUAGCAAUAAAUUCAUCCCACCAGCUCCAGUGAAACAAGUUAUGUUAACGCCAGCGGCAGCUCCAGUUGGCCAUCAAUCUUAUUUGGCCUCUCUACCAGCUCCAGCUCCAAUCAAUAAUGAGUAUCUACCUCCAUCGCAAGUGCAACAAUACCAUGCUGGUCCAGCGCAACCAACAGUCAAUCAACAGUCUAAUAUAGAUUCAUUCCCAGCUCGAGCACAACUGUCGUAUCCCUCUCCAGCUCCAGUUAACAAUGAAUAUCUACCACCGGUUUCAGCAUCAGCUGCCCCGUCUUACGAAACACCAGCAGCUCCUUCUUAUUCGGCUUCAGCAACCCCCUCUUACCAAGGACCAGCAACUCCUCCUAAAUCGGCUCCGCCAGCUCCUUCUUACCCGGCUUCAGGAGCUCCAUAUCACUUCACACAAGCGGGUCCCUCUUACUCAGCUGCAGCAACUCCUUCGUACUCUGCUCCUGCCCCACAGCAUCCCUCGGUAAGCCAAGAAUACUUGCCACCAACAACACAGAGCUAUUCGGCUCCAGCACCGAUUCCAGUCCACCAUAGCCGUUCGGGUGGCACCGUUUUGAGCCAAACCGUUGAACAAAUAUUUUCGGACUAUCAAUCAGGGCGUAAUUCUCAAAGCCAAUCGCCUCAAUAUGAAACUCCCUCUGCUCCAGCAUUGGCAUCACAAGCUGGCCCAAGCUUCCACGCCUCGUCACAUGCAACGGCGCCUGAAGUUAGCAAUCAAGACUACGGCACCGAAUACGCUAGCAAUGGCGGUUACGUUUACAGAAAAGCGAAAUAAACUGUGGGAGAUAGUCGACAGAAGGGAGGAAUUGUGAGCACACACAACAGCUGUUGUUGUUGCUCGUUUUUGUAGUUUUAAAUAUUCGAAUUUGCAUUUAAUCAUUUAAAUAGCUUUUUAUAGCAUCUUAUUGCCAUGAUGUCAGCGCCAUGCUGUCAAUUUGUUGUUCCAUAACAAUUUUGGUUUAUACUGUUAUCUCAUUUGUAAAUAAAAACUUAUCGCGUUAAUAAUAAUCGCACAUAUACAUAUGUACAUACAUAAAAAAAUUAA
Messenger RNA from Bactrocera oleae (olive fruit fly), 6265 nucleotides. Lineage: Eukaryota; Metazoa; Arthropoda; Insecta; Diptera; Tephritidae. The record is from RefSeq and is a predicted model, not a curated record.